AUGUCCAUUAUAUCAAUCAACGGAAACCAUUUGGAUCCCGAGGGACAACGCCCAGUACUUCAGGCUUUGGAUCUCGAGUCAGAGGAUGCCGCAAAGUCAGACUAUAUCCUGGUGCAGUCGGUCGAGCACCUGUCAAAUGAGCAGGAGGACGAGCUCGAAAGUCUAGGCGUUGAUAUCCAGCAAUAUGCAUCCAAGAACACCUACCUUUGCGGGUUUAAGGGCACCGACCUCGAAUCCAUCCGCCGUCUUCCAUAUGUUUCCUGGGUCAACGUCUAUCUAGACAUGUUUGUCAUUCAGUCUAGCCUGAAAGCCCCAGCCGGAACUAUGGAGUUGUCGCCAUUUCCUGCUGUGCCAAAAGACCGUAUCUCUCAAACAGUUGACGUCCUUCUUCAUAAGGAUGUUGACGCUAGGUCUUCAAGUGUUCUCUCGGAAAUUGCUGCAGCCGCACACGCUGACCCUGAAACAUUGGAUGCUGGGUCUUCAAAGAUUCGAUUUAAUGUUCAAAAUCAAUAUUUGGAAGGACUGGCCGCCAUUGACGGAGUCAAGGUCAUCCAACCAGUUUAUCCGGCGCGACUGUUCAACAAUCGGGCGACACAAAUUCUCGGGGCCCCUGUCCAGGUCAAUGGUACUCAGUACGAGGGUGAAGGACAGGUGGUAGCUGUUGCAGAUACAGGGUUCGAUAAAGGCUCUACUGCUGACACUCAUACUGCCUUUUCGAACCGAGUCAAGCAGCUUUAUGCCUUAGGGCGUCCUGGAAAGUCGGACGAUCCAGACGGCCAUGGAACACAUGUUUGUGGAUCUGUUCUUGGAGAUGGGUUUUCCGCGGCUAUGGGAGGAAAGAUCCGUGGCACAGCACCGAAGGCGAGCCUGGUGGUGCAAUCUCUUCUUGACCGAAAUAAUAAUUUGGGUGGAAUCCCAACCGACUUUGGCCAGCUUUUCUCUCCUCCAUAUCAAAAAAAUGGUGCUCGAAUUCAUACGAACUCAUGGGGAUCUUCUGCCCCUGGAAGGAGACAGCUGCCGUAUACUCCUGCUAGCGGAGAAAUUGACAAGUUCGUCUGGGACCAUCAGGACAUGGUGAUCAUCUUCGCUGCUGGAAAUGAUGGAAUCGAUGCGGACAGGAAUGGCAUCGUUGACCCAAGGCAGAUCGGUGCUGAGGCAGCUGCGAAGAACUGCAUCACCGUUGGGGCAAGCGAGAAUAAUCGUCCGGAGAUUCCUAUCGAGUAUGGUCGCCGAUGGCCAAGUGGUCCCAUUAGCAAGGAUUUGAUGGCGGACCAUCCCGAGGGCCUGGCAGCCUUCAGCAGCCGCGGACCUACCCUGGAAUCUCGCAUUAAACCUGAUGUCGUUGCGCCUGGAACCGCGAUCUUAUCAACCAGGUCUAGAAAUCUGGUUAACGCUGAUGCCAGCUUUGGUACAAGUCAGGAUCCUGAGUGGUGGUUCCUAGCUGGCACUAGCAUGGCGACUCCUCUGGUGGCGGGAUGCAUUGCUGUCCUGAGGGAGACUCUAAUUAAAAGCGGAGCACAGGAGCCUAGUGCAGCUCUUCUCAAAGCAUUGCUGAUCAACGGAGCGGUUGAACUAUCUGGGCAGUAUGUUCCAAGCGAAUCUGGCCCAUCUCCCAACAGCAACAGCGGCUUUGGUCGAGUGAAUCUGUCCAACUCAGUGAUCUUGCCAAACCAGGCCGACUGUGGAUAUCGCGAGGGAGGACCACUCGCGCAAGGUGCAAGUGAGGAGAUAUUGGUAGAUAUCCCAAGUAAGGGAGAUCUCCUGAGGGUUCAGGGAAGGUCGGCCAGCACCACUGCAUCCAGUGGCGUAGUACUGAAGGUGUCCUUGGUCUGGACAGAUCCCCCAGGGGAGACCCUUCAGAAUGAUCUGGACCUAAUUGUGGUCAGUUCGGAUGGUACUGAAAAACACGGCAACAUGGGCGACAAGCCAAAUUUUGAUCGGUCCAACAAUGUGGAACAGGUUUUGUGGACGAAUAUUCCUCAUGGGAAUGUCAAAAUCAUCGUGCGUGCGUACCACAUCUUCAACCGGAUGUCUGCCCAGCCAUACGCACUUGUCUGGAGUAUCAACCGCCCCUCGAAGUAG
Messenger RNA from Penicillium arizonense, 2082 nucleotides. RefSeq names its product S8 family serine peptidase. Gene Ontology annotation, biological process: proteolysis. NCBI's taxonomy places the organism in Eukaryota, Fungi, Ascomycota, Eurotiomycetes, Eurotiales, Aspergillaceae. The coding region runs from base 1 to 2082 and encodes 693 amino acids. The transcript has a single exon. Gene Ontology annotation, molecular function: serine-type endopeptidase activity. The record is from RefSeq and is a predicted model, not a curated record.